This is a messenger RNA of Salpingoeca rosetta, 1383 nucleotides long. Its product is annotated as prohibitin-2. The coding region runs from base 110 to 988 and encodes 292 amino acids. Lineage: Eukaryota; Choanoflagellata; Craspedida; Salpingoecidae. The record is from RefSeq and is a predicted model, not a curated record. The transcript has 7 exons. Gene Ontology annotation, biological process: mitochondrion organization. Gene Ontology annotation, cellular component: mitochondrion; membrane.
CACACCCACGCGCACACAAGAAGCACGGCAACAACACAAAGGUGCAUUCAUAUCCGCAGGCAGCACUCACACACCCACACUCAGACAGACAGACAAAGAGUAGCAAGCAAUGUCGGCUCUUCGUGGAGGCAUGGCCAAGGUGCCGCUCCGCCUCAUUGGCGGCCUCAUUGGUCUCGGCACAGCCGCGUACGGUGUCAACGAGUCCAUCUUCACAGUCGAUGGUGGUCACCGCGCCGUCAUCUACAGCCGUCUCUCCGGUGUGACGGACUCUGUGCUCGGCGAAGGUGUCCACUUCAGGAUUCCCUGGCUUCAGCGUCCCAUCAUCUACGACAUUCGCGCAAAGGCAAAGCGCAUCACUUCCCUCACCGGAACCAAGGAUUUGCAGAUGGUCAACGUGACGCUUCGUGUGCUGUGCCGCCCCCAGAUCAACCAGCUUCCCUCCAUCUACAGAAACCUUGGCACAGACAUGGACGACCGUGUGCUCCCUUCCAUCAUGAACGAGGUCCUCAAGUCCGAGAUUGCCCGUUUCAACGCGUCACAGCUCAUCACGCAGCGUGAGAAAGUCAGCCGUCUCAUCCGCGAGAACCUGACUGAGCGUGCCGAGGACUUUUGGCUUGUGCUGGAGGAUGUGGCCAUCACGGACCUGAGCUUUGGCACGGAGUACAGCCGGGCUGUUGAGGCGAAGCAGGUUGCACAGCAGGAGGCCCAGCGUGCUGCCAUGCUUGUCGAGCGCGCAAAGCAGGAGCGUCAGCAGAAGAUUGUCGAGGCUGAGGGUGAGGCCAAGUCCGCAAGCCUUAUCGGCGAGGCCAUUGCGCAAAACCCUGGCUUCCUUGAGCUGCGGAGAAUAGAUGCUGCGCGGGAGAUUGCGGGCACGCUGUCCAACUCGGCCAACCGCGUCUACCUCGACGCAAACCAGCUCCUCCUCAACGUCGACGACUACGAGUUCUCAGAGACGGCGCUCAAGGCUGCGUCCCCGAAGAGUCAAUAAGCGACACACUGUUGGCCCUGUCCACGCAUCUGCUACCGCCGCUUGCAAACACACGGUCGUGGUGUAACAGUGCUGGUGGCGAUGAUGGCUGGACGAGGCGUCCUUUGUAUGAACGUGUGAUGUGUGUCGUUGCAUUGGCUGUUGGUGGCUCUGCUCAGUUCACCCACUGUGUUGUUGGGGAGCUGUGACUCGUGCUCAUGCGUGCGUUCAUAUCUUCGCAGGUGGUUUGCUGUGGUGUAUGAUUGUGGCUUGUAUGGCUCGUGACGUGUGUGUGUGUGUGGGAUUGUGGUGUGCCUGCUUCCAAUCCGUGCUGUUGUGGCUGUUGUGGAUGUGAUGAUGCAACAAGGUGUAAAAGGGUGAAGAAGACCUCACAAAUGAAGACCCCAAUCCAAGCA